Aegilops tauschii subsp. strangulata is the source of this 2024-nucleotide messenger RNA. Its product is annotated as sugar transport protein MST1. The record is from RefSeq and is a predicted model, not a curated record. Gene Ontology annotation, cellular component: membrane. Lineage: Eukaryota; Viridiplantae; Streptophyta; Magnoliopsida; Poales; Poaceae. Gene Ontology annotation, molecular function: monosaccharide transmembrane transporter activity. Gene Ontology annotation, biological process: monosaccharide transmembrane transport.
CUGUACAUCAAAAUUUGGCAGCACGCGAGCAGCUCCAAAGACAUCAGCACUGCUCGCUCUCGUGCAAGCUAUAGCCAGCGGCCAACCUUGCGCUAUCUCGUGCUCCUACCAGCGACACCACACCUCCGAUUCACGUCGUGCCUUUGACCGGCGCGGGAGAGCGAGGACCAGGGAUGGCCGGAGGCGUUUUCCUCCUCAACGGCGCCGGCGCGCCGGACUACGGCGGCGCGCUGACCGUCCCCGUCGUGGUGACCUGUCUCAUGGCGGCUUCCGGCGGCCUCAUCUUCGGCUAUGACAUUGGCAUCUCAGGCGGUGUGUCGGAGAUGGAGUCAUUCCUGAAGAAGUUCUUCCCGGGCUUACUCAAGACGACGAGGCGCGCGAGCAAGGACGUGUAUUGCAUGUACAACGACCAGGCGCUCACGGCCUUCACCUCCUCGCUCUACGCCUUCGGCAUGGUGGGGACGCUGGUGGCGAGCCGGGUCACCCGGCGCGUCGGGCGCAAGACCAUCAUGGUCAUCGGGGGGAGCAUGUUCCUCGUCGGCUCGCUCGUCAACGCCGCCGCGGCCAACCUCGCCAUGCUCAUCGUCGGGCGGAUGCUGCUCGGCCUGGGCCUCGGGUUCUCCGGCCAGGCCACGCCGGUCUACCUCGCCGAGAUGUCGCCCCCGCGGUGGCGCGGCGGGUUCAUCUCCGCGUUCCCUCUGUUCAUCAGCGUCGGCUACCUCGUCGCCAACCUGAUCAACUACGGCACGUCGCGGAUCCCCGAAUGGGGCUGGCGCCUGUCCCUCGGCCUCGCGGCCGUCCCCGCCGCCGUCAUGGUGCUGGGCGCCGUGCUCAUCACGGACACCCCGAGCAGCCUCGUCCUGCGCGGGAAGCACGACCACGCCCGCGCCGCGCUCCAGCGCGUCCGCGGCAAGGGCGUGGACGUCGACGCGGAGUUCAGCGACAUACUGGCCGCCGUGGAGCACGACCGGCGGAACCAGGAGGGCGCGUUCCGGCGGAUCCUGCGGCGGGAGUACCGGCCGUACCUGGUGAUGGCCGUGGCGUUCCCCGUGUUCCUGAACCUCACCGGCGUGACCGUGUCGGCCUUCUUCUCGCCGAUACUCUUCCGGACCAUAGGGUUCGGUAGCGACGCCGCGCUGAUGGGCGCCAUCAUCCUCGGCCUGAUGAACAUCGGCGGCAUCAUCGCCUCGGGCGUCGCCAUGGACCGCUACGGCCGGAAGCUGCUCUUCGCGAUCGGCGGCGCGCUCAUGUUCACCUGCCAGGUGGCAAUGGCGAGCAUCGCGGGGACGCACCUGGGGCACGGGAGCAAGAUGCCCAAGGGGUACGCGGUGGCGGUGCUGGUGCUGACGUGCGUCUUCUCCGCCAGCUUCAGCUGGUCGUGGGGCGCGCUGUACUGGACCAUCCCCGGCGAGAUAUACCCGGUGGAGGUGCGGUCGGCGGGGCAGGGCACGGCCGUGGCGCUCAACCUGGGCCUCAACUUCGUGCAGGCGCAGUGCUUCCUGGCGAUGCUCUGCAGCCUCAAGUACGGCGUCUUCCUCUUCUACGCGUUCUGGCUCGUGGUCAUGACCGCCUUCGCCAUGGCGUUGGUGCCGGAGACCAAGGGCGUGCCGCUCGACUCCAUGGGCCACGUCUUCGCGCGCCACUGGUACUGGGGCAGGUUCGUCAAGGACCACAAGUUCGGAAAUGAGUCCACCUGACCUGCGUCUGCGUGCGUCCUUGGCAUAUGGCUUGGUUUCGCAUUGUGUGAUGGAUGUAUACUACUCCUAUUAGCGCUAGAUUGGUACUCGUAUUCCGGUAUAACUCGAAAUUAAAAUGCUAGUAGAAUCUAAAGGGCGCGCUUUGCUGCACCCUUAAACCAAGCGACAAAAAUAUAAACCUUUAGCUAAGGAUUUUAGCGUGCGCGAUGCUCCCUUGUCGAAAAACUUUUGGGCCCCGAUCGGAAGACCUGUAAAGUAAUACGCAUGUAGAUUAUGUACAGGUGUAAUUUACAAACCUACAAAAGAUAUCAGUAUUUUACAGGUGUA